UGUCGCCCCCCCCCCCCCACUUCCCACCUGUCGAGUGGUGGGGACAGUCACGAUGGCGGACGGGGCCGGCGUCGGGGCCCCGCUGUGCUCCGAGCAGUUCGGCUCGGGAGCCGCCCGGGGCUGCCGCGCGGCCGAGGACGGCAGCCUACAGUGGGAGGCGGCGGGCUGGCGCUGGUGGCGACUCCCCAGGAAGACCCCCGCGACCCCCACGGGCCCGGGCGGCGGCGCCGACGGAGCUCCCGGGGCCGCCGCGCAGCCCCUGGCGGGCCUCGGGGCCGUGUUCCUGCCGCAGGGCUUCCCCGACAGCGUCAGCGCCGAUUACCUGCCCUACCAGCUGUGGGACUCGGUGCAGGCCUUUGCUUCCAGCCUCUCAGGCUCCCUGGCCACGCAUUCCGUCUUGCUGGGCCUGGGGGUGGGGAACGCGAAAGCCUCGGUGUCGGCCGCCACCGCCACCUGGCUGGUGAAAGAUUCAGCUGGCAUGCUGGGCCGCAUCGUCUUUGCCUGGUGGAAAGGGAGCAAAUUGGACUGCAACGCCAAGCAGUGGAGGCUCUUUGCUGACAUCCUCAAUGAUGUAGCCAUGUUCCUCGAGAUUAUGGCUCCCAUCUACCCAAUCUGUUUCACCAUGACCGUCAGCACCAGCAACCUGGCCAAGUGCAUUGUGAGCGUGGCUGGCGGGGCCACUCGGGCUGCGCUGACUGUGCACCAGGCUCGGAGAAACAAUAUGGCCGAUGUGUCAGCCAAGGACAGCAGUCAGGAGACGCUGGUGAACCUAGCAGGACUCCUGGUCAGCCUGCUGAUGCUCCCUCUGGUAUCAGGUUGCCCUAGCCUCAGCCUCGGAUGUUUCUUCCUCCUCACGGCCCUCCACAUCUAUGCCAACUACCGGGCAGUCCGGGCCCUUGUCAUGGAGACCUUGAAUGAAAGCCGGCUCCAGCUUGUCCUGAAGCACUUCCUUCAGAGGGGAGAGAUACUUGACCCAGCUUCAGCCAAUCAGAUGGAGCCACUGUGGACAGGUUUCCAGCCAUCUCUGUCAAUGUCCCUGGGCGUCCCCUUACAUUGCUUGGUCUCCAGUGUAUCUGAGCUGAAGCAGCUGGUAGAGGGGCACCAACAGCCCUACCUGCUUCGCUGGACCCCGUCACGACACCGGGUACAGGUGGUUCUGAGCCAGAUGGCAGGCCCCGAGACUGUCCUGAGGGCUGCCACACAUGGGCUGGUGCUUGGAGCUCUGCAGGAAGAUGGACCACUUCCAGGAGAACUGGAGGAGCUGAGAAGUCAAGUUCAGGCAGGUCCUGAGAAAGAUGGCGGGACCAUUGUCAGGGAGACAUACCAAGUGCUGGACAAGCUAUUCCCAGAGUUUCUGAAAGGAUUGCAGGCCUCGGGCUGGAAAACUGAGAAGCACCACCUCGAGGUGGAUGAGUGGAGGGCCACGUGGCCUCUGUCUCCAGAGAAGAAGGUCUUGUGAGCAGUCCGUGACCGCAGCAUAAUGGAGGGCAGACAGCUUUAUUUUGGCUCAUGCAAAUUGCUAUGACCCAUUGGUCACUUGCCUCAUGAGAAGUGACUGCCGAUGAAGGGGGUUGGACCCCAGGCAGAGAGAUGGGAACCUGGGCCCUGAGACCACCCUUCCCUUGUCCUUUCCCCUUUUCUGGGAUCCACCGCAGGCCGCCUCAUUCCCACUUUUUACGAGGCACAGCCUUUUUUAUGCCUUGCUUGUGGUUCGUGGUGUCAUGCAUAAAAUCCCCAGAGGAACACUGCCACUGUCAUCAUGAGCAGGGCAUUGAGGCCGACCACACGAGCCCAUCUGGGAUCCUCACUGAUGUCCUCCAGCCGCCUGGCUGCUGCUGCCGCCUCCUCCUCUGUCGGGGGCUGGGGGCCCCCUGCCCCACCCCUGCUCAUCCCACAGAACCAGAGCAGGCACCGUCGGAAGGGGCCAGGGGCUGGAGGCGGAGGCUCUGAGGGAAACCAAGGCUAGCAGUUAGUCUGAAGGGAGUGGGCUGCAGGACUCCCCGGGCCCCCUGUCUGGGCUGCGCCUUACCCUCCAUCUCCACCGCGUGCUCCGGGCAUCCGUUCUGUACCGGGGGAGAAGCUGGGCCUUGGGGCUCAUCAGCAUCCAGGUCCUCCCGCUCUUCCUUGCUGUGCCGGAGACUGAAAACCAGGCGGUGGAGCUGGGGAGGGGUGGGAGCAGGGGCCAAGUGGGAGUUCUGCCGUCCCACCCCACGCCACAGGCCCCUCCUUUCUGUGGGCACACCCAGCCUGACCCGGCUCCCCCAGACUUCACCAGCCAUGGCAGCCUGUGUUGUGAGUUCCAAAGACCAUGCGAAGAACUGACUUUGGGGGGCUUUAACCACCCACCCUCUUAAGACAUUCCAUGUGCCUCCCCCUAAACUCUUUCAAACAAAUGUCAUUUCAAUAAAAAAUGUCCUUGCUGUGUAAAUGCAA
Perognathus longimembris pacificus (Pacific pocket mouse) is the source of this 2433-nucleotide messenger RNA. It is a transcript of the gene Rusf1, whose product is annotated as RUS family member 1. The coding region runs from base 53 to 1459 and encodes 468 amino acids. The transcript has 13 exons. The record is from RefSeq and is a predicted model, not a curated record. NCBI's taxonomy places the organism in Eukaryota, Metazoa, Chordata, Mammalia, Rodentia, Heteromyidae.